This is a messenger RNA of Cuscuta campestris, 1121 nucleotides long. NCBI's taxonomy places the organism in Eukaryota, Viridiplantae, Streptophyta, Magnoliopsida, Solanales, Convolvulaceae. The record is from the annotation of a GenBank genome assembly.
CACGUCACUAGACAUAAUGUUGAUGUCAAAUUAUACUUUUAGCCUUUAAAUUAACACCAACACGGCAGAAGAUCAAAAAAAGGACCAUUUGUGGAAAGGUACCCUUAAAAAAAGGACUACGGGGGUAAUAAUUGAUAAUAGAGGACUAAAUAUGGAAACUCCCCUGUUAUAAGGGACCAAUUAUGGAAUUUACUUUUGAAAAAUAUUAAAAGGAUGUGUAUAAAAUGGAGUGGUCACUCUUACCCAAAUAACCAGAAUGCACCUGAAAAAGAUGAAAGCUACCCCAUUAUCUCUCUCCCAUUUUGAGUGCGCACGUUUGCGGCCGCCGCGUGCGGAUGUCCGGGAGACUUCCGCCGCCGCGUUGGAUCUCGAGAGCUUCGCGAGAGGUGGUGAUGGUUCGUGGGGGGAAAGUAGGCUAACGGCGGGGGGAGGGACGCGGUGGAAUCCGACGGAGGAGCAGAUAGGGGUGCUGGAAAUGAUGUACAGGGGCGGGAUGCGAGCCCCGAACGCCCGGCAGAUCGAACACAUCACCGCUCAACUUGAGAAGUACGGGAGGAUCGAGGGGAAGAACGUUUUCUAUUGGUUUCAAAACCACAAGGCGCGCGAGAGGCAGAGGCAUAAACGGAACGCCGCCGCCUGCUCCUCCGCUUCUCCGUCGUCCUUCAACCACCACCACCACCACCGCAGCCGCCGCCAACAUAUUCAUUCACCGCCGGCACUACUCACUUUGGACCCCCUACUCAUGGCUGUAGGAGAAACGACAUUUAGGAGAGAGGGGGAAGAGAUGGCUGCUAGUCCAAUCAAGAAAAACGGGAACUCAUUUGAAGAGAUGAAAUUGGAAGAGGAGGACGAUAAAACCCUUCAACUCUUCCCAUUGCAUCCUGAAUUUAAUUGGAAGAUCCGAUAGACUGAUCAAGGAGAAAUUAGUCUCGCUAUUUGUGCCCUAAGAAUUUGUAAUCCAUUUUGUACACUACAGAGAUGCACCAACUUCAACUUUUUGUGUUAGUGACUUGGUGUAAUGCUAAUUUUUUUUAACGCAUCAACAUUUUGUGCCAAUGUAAAUUUUUGUUAACGCACCGACAUUUUGUAUCAGUGUGAACCAUUAAAAUGUUGUUGCAUAC